Molecule: messenger RNA, 807 nt
Organism: Trichophyton benhamiae CBS 112371
Lineage: Eukaryota; Fungi; Ascomycota; Eurotiomycetes; Onygenales; Arthrodermataceae
Exons: 2
Coding region: 1-807 (268 amino acids)
Cellular component (GO): mitochondrial small ribosomal subunit
Molecular function (GO): structural constituent of ribosome
Source: RefSeq, a predicted model, not a curated record
AUGGGAAAGCUCAACUUCACGGCUCUCCAGGUCCGGAGAACGGCCAUUGCACAGCAAAGGGCAGGCAAAACCUCAAAGCUACCAUGCUGGAUUGAUAUUAUGGAGAGAAUCCCCCCAUCGAGCGUGUUGGUGCGAAACCUACCACAACAGCAUCCUCUUACCAGAGAGAGAAUGAAGACGCUACCUGGAAAGACGGAGCCCCGGAGCGUCAUCGAAACUCGCCCUACCCGCCGUACAAAGUCUAAGAAGCCCAGUCGCAUGUUCCAACCGGUAAAAAUGGAGUUCGAGGAAGACCAGCUACGAAGAGAAUUUUAUCGUGACCACCCAUGGGAACUUGCGCGGCCGAGAGUGGUAUUGGAGAACGACGGAAAGGACCACAUGCGGUAUAACUGGGAGAGCCUGCAACAGAAUAGGAAACGUGUGGAUGGAGAAAGUGUUGUUCAGAGACAGUUGCAUCUUCUCAAUACGGUACCGGACAUCACCAAGGAGCAAGCUUACGAUAUUGCUCGCCGUGAAUUUUACAAACUUCGACUCCAGGAGGACGUCGAAAGGAGAAUUGCUCAAGAGGAGGCCAGAGCAACCGGUGCAUACUUCGGCCUAGACGCAAACACUAUCGGAAUGGAGCUCGAGAACCAAGAGUACGACCGCUGGAAGAAGUGGGCAGAGACUGAGAUUGUGCUGCAGCAGAGCAGCAGGGCAGCUUUCGCUGGCACAGAGAUUACAGAGGCAGAGGCUGAAUCAUCUAUGGCGGGCAAUGACCUGAGUGCUCCAGAAUCCAAGUUACUGGAAUCUAUCAAACCGCUUUAA